Messenger RNA from Homarus americanus (American lobster), 3176 nucleotides. RefSeq lists its product as uncharacterized. NCBI's taxonomy places the organism in Eukaryota, Metazoa, Arthropoda, Malacostraca, Decapoda, Nephropidae. The transcript has 12 exons. The record is from RefSeq and is a predicted model, not a curated record. Bases 1 to 1944 code for a protein of 647 amino acids.
AUGAACUCAUCGGGACAAACUGGUUGUGUGGCAGUCAAGAUGAUACGAAGAGGCAGUGGCCGGACACCCCCAUUUAUUGUGGUGGGUUUAGUCAUAAUAAUCCUCAUCUUCGGCUUUAAUUACUGGACGUUAUCUUCACAAAAUGCCGACGCACAACAAGAACUGGAAAAAUUACAAGCAGAGAUUAAAAUAAGUGCCAUGAAGCAGGAACAGUCGGACAACAAGAACGCAGCACUACAAGAAACCGUACAUGAAAUGGACGGUUUAUCUGCCAAGUUAAAAAAGAAGUUAGAAGAGGGCGAAAACUUUCUGAAGAACAAGGAACAGGAUAACAGCAAGAAAACUUAUGAGAUAACUGACUUGAAGAACAAACUGAUCAAGAUGCAAGAACGCAUUGAGACAUUAGCACAACAGAUAGAAGAUCGUGAUGCUGAUCUUGUCAAGGCCAAGGACACCCACCUCCGCCUUGUCACAGAGCGGGAUGAUGCGGUGGAGGCCAUCGCUGAGAAGGACACUCUCAUCAACACACUAAAACGACAACUUGAGCAGGUAACAGUGAAAAGAACACAUCUCACAAUUUCACUAGCAACUUGUAAUUCAGAACUUGUAGCACUUAAGAAAGAGUGUGAGGAAAUUCAGAGUGCUUCAGAUGGAUUAGCUGAUAUUGUUGUUCAGACUAAACGUGACGUGGAGCGCGAGUUUGAAGCCAAGAUGGGGACCGUCAAGGAACAACUGGCAGAGGAGAAGUCAAGAAAUGGGAUUCUGAAGACCAAUGUGGAUAGUGCGAAUGUCAAAAUAGCAAACACUGUUGCUGAGCUGACUGAGUGCCAGGAUAAUGUGUCAAAGCUCAAAGCCUCAGCGGUAGCACAUGAGGCUGAUCACACGAAGGCGAAGGAUGAAGCAGCAGCGGUGCAGCGAGAGAAGAUGGCCGUAGCUCAGCCUAACAUAGUCCCCGGUCCCAUGAACUUACCUAAUAUUGAAAACAGAGAGCCUUACUAUGGGCCUGGCCAACUGGGCUACGUCAGGAGGGGGGCUGUCAACACACGAGACAAGGGAAUGCAAGGCAUCACGUUCCAUCGUGAGAUUCCCAUCGUUCCAAGAGAUCCCCCUAAUGCUCCCCGCAAGAAACCCAGGUUCAGUGUUGCUGAUAUGCCCAAGGAACCAGCAGCAGCACAGAAUGCACCGGUAGCCAAUGCCAUACAAGACAGUGGAGUACGAGACACGUUAAUCGCCCCUCAACCCGUCAACUCAGUGCUCCCCGUUGACAGAAACCCUCAACCUGUAGAGCAACUGAACCCAAAUGAAGGAAAUCCACAAAUCCAGCCACCAGCAGGACGAUACAUAAUCCCCGCCCCCAUACAAGAGUUCCAUGGUUUAGCCAAGCCUCGGUUUUCUAAGGUCACCCAGGCUCAUGUCCUUCAGCAACCCCAGGUUAAACCAGUCCAAGGACCAGCAGUUGUAGAGCGGCCAGCGCCUCCAGUGGCCGAGAAUAAUCAACCCAUCGCUGCACCUGUAAACCCUGCGGCUAAUCCAGAGGGCCAGGAUCCACACAAUGAUGUGCUUGCUCCCCCGCCCCAGCACAAUGAGGCCCAGGACCAAAGAGUAAAGGAUAUACCAAGGGAUAAAAGAGACAAUUUGGACGCAGCCAUAGACGAAGAGGAGAAAAUCGUUGAGGACCUCAUGGAUGACCAAGACGAAGAAGGGAACGAGGUCAAGCACAACAAUGAGAACGUAGAUGAGGACAACGGCCAAGAGGACAACAAAGACCUCGGGAGGAGCGGCAACCUCGUGGGAGCUGUGGAAGUUCCUCAGCAGUUCCAUCAACAAGAAGACACUCACCAGGAUAUGAACUUAGGGGAAGACCUCACAAACCAAGGCAACUAUUAUGAGACGAACCUAGAUAACAACAUCCGGAACCUUCGAAGACCUCCAGAAUUGCAUUGAUGUUUUUGAUAGGGAAGCGGUUAUGUCAUUUAAUAUAUCGAAGAAAUAACAGAUAAAUCUUUGAUAAGUGUUUUAAGUGAUUUCUAGUUUACAUCAGUGGUAUAAACAGCAGUGUGUGUUUUAUAUUGUGAGGACAAUUACACAAUCUAACUUAAAGACAAUUGGACUACAUGUAUAUUACUGUAUUCAUUCAUACAUAUUCAUACUUUUGUUUACCGUAAAUACAUCAGUACUAGUAUAGUGAUUCCUACAACGUAUCUGUAUCAGAUUAUGAUGACAUGAUACUAGUACAGAAAUAUUUGUAUAAUUUUUGGAUUUAUUGUAAAGGAGAAGGGCAUUAUUUUAGGUUUGAUAUUAUAUAUGUUUACUAAUGAUGAAGAUGAUGAUUGUACAUGUAUAACUAACACAUGUACAAAAAUAGUAAAUUAUAGUGUUCAUUAAGUCUAUUGGUGUAAUUUGGGGGGGAAAGGAACCACUCUGUAUUUCACAGGAAUAUGGGCAUGAGUAAAGAACUGUAUACAAGUCAAUACAUAAUUCACUCACUUUUGUAACCUUAGUGAUUUUUUAGACAAAUAUUAACUUCCUGUGUCAGUAAAACCAUAUUUUAUAUAUCUUUGAAAUCACUAUAAAUUGGAGAAAUAAGUUGUAUUUACUUUUUGUGGUGUUACAGAGACUUUGGUGAUCUGCCAUGGUGAUGUACAGUUGCCUGCACUUAUACCUGGUACAGUUGCAGAAGUGUGUGAAAUGUAGCAAUUCUGUGGAAUGUUUAUUAAGUAUCCAUAAUCUGGCUAUUAUUGUGGCAUUCCUUAGAGUCAUUCAAGGAGUUUUAAUAAGAUAUAAACAUGUACAGAGUUACCGCAUCUCACAAAACAUGCCAGCAUAUCAGGCAUCAUUAAUCACACUGAGGAGGAUGUUUUGGGUGGCUCUGGGGUGCUUCAUGGACUACUGUACAUGUACUGACUAAACACAGUCUUAAGUGGUGCCAUGCAUCUCCUACAGAUGGUUUUAGAAUUAUAAUUUUAAGAAUUAUGUAGCAGCAAUGUGCACCAAUUUUUUUUUUGGGGGGGGGGGGAGUCAUUUACAAGAUGGGUAAGACACUUAAGGUUUAUACUGUACUGUACUGUGUAUUAUUGAUUAAACUCUUAAAAAAUACGAGAUGCCCAGGAAGUGUUAUGAUGCAUGUUGGUUACUAUGCUUGUGAUCAGAUAUUGGCAGUCAUUUGUUUUUUUAAA